Mangifera indica (mango) is the source of this 3324-nucleotide messenger RNA. Its product is annotated as protein EIN4-like. The coding region runs from base 775 to 3063 and encodes 762 amino acids. The transcript has 2 exons. NCBI's taxonomy places the organism in Eukaryota, Viridiplantae, Streptophyta, Magnoliopsida, Sapindales, Anacardiaceae. The record is from RefSeq and is a predicted model, not a curated record. Gene Ontology annotation, cellular component: endoplasmic reticulum; endoplasmic reticulum membrane. Gene Ontology annotation, molecular function: phosphorelay sensor kinase activity; ethylene receptor activity; protein binding. Gene Ontology annotation, biological process: response to ethylene; phosphorelay signal transduction system.
CCUCUGCUGUGCUGUGGAUCCCCACACUUCAAAUCUUUCAAUCUUCACUAUUUAUUUUGUAAAUAUUUGUCCUUCUGUCUUUGGAAAUCUAGCUAGCUUUCAGACAACUUUUUCAACAGCUAUCUCUCUCUAGGAGUCUAACUCACCAUUCACCUCAGUCAGAGAAGAGAAAGCUCUUGUUUAUAUCUUGUUUUCUGCUUACCCUUUUUAGAUUUCUUCUUCUAGUUGGUGGGUGCUUUCCAAUUUUUUUCAUCGUUUUUUGGAUUAGAAUGUUUUAAUGAGUAUAAUUAUUGGAGUAGUUGUUGAUUCAAGAUUGCAGAUUGAUAGUUAGUUUGCUGCAGAAGCUUGAGAUCUGUGUUCUUUGAACUUGGACAACUUUUUCUAAUCUCCUUUGAUCUUUACUUUCCUGUAAAGUCCGAUUCUUUAUUUUUUUCGUACCGUACAGCUGAAGAAAUCGCAGUAUUAUUGUUUUUAGUUUUUUGGUUAUACAAGGUAAGAAAUGUCAAAGCUAUUUCAUUGAUGAUUGAAAAACUAGAAAAUACUGAAUUUUAUGAAGAUUGAGGGAGAUUGGUUUGUUAGAUAUUGAAAUCUAUUGGAUCUUGAAUAGUAGAAUAUUGGUUUGUUUAUAUUUAAUGAUUUGUUUUUCGUUGUGGAGUUUUCUUGAGGUGAGUUAGAAAAGGAAACUUGGGGUUCCAGGAAUAUAGUUGUUUUCUUUACUUCUUUGUUUGUUCGUUGAUUCUAUGAAUGAAUUAGAGAAACAAUUACUUGGAUGCAAUGUUAAGGGUAUUAAUUUUUGGAUUUUUGAUUUAUUACCUUGGCAUCUAUGUUUCUGCCACUGAUAAUGAGUAUCCAAGUUGUAAUUGUGACGAUGAGGGUCAUUGGAGUAUACAAACAAUUCUUGAUAUUCAGAAAGGGAGUGAUUGCUUGAUAGCAAUAGCCUAUUUUUCGAUACCAAUUGAACUCCUUUACUUUGUUAGCUUUGCAAAUGUACCAUUCAAAUGGGUCCUCUCAUUGUUUAUAGCAUUUAUUGUUCUUUGUGGAUUGACCCAUUUGCUCAAUGCCUGGACUUUAUAUGGCCCUCAUUCAUUCCAGUUAAUGCUGUUCCUCACAAUUGCUAAAUUCCUUACUGCUCUGGUAUCAUGUGCUACUGCUAUAACCCUUUUGACUUUGAUCCCUCUCCUUUUGAAAUGGAAAAUGAGGGAGUUUUUUUUGAAGCAAAAUGUGAUGGAAUUAGGGGAAGAAGUUGGGAUGAUGAAGAAGCAGAAGGAAGCAAGUUGGCAUGUCCGGAUGCUAACCAGGGAAAUUAGGAAGUCGCUUGAUAAGGAUACUGUAUUAUACACCACUUUGGUGGAGCUUUCUAAGACUUUGGAUUUACACAAUUGUGCAAUCUGGAUGCCUAGUGAGAAUAGAAUGGAGAUGAACCUCACCUAUGAGUUAAAAGCAAGAUCUUCAAAUAAUUUUCACCUUUCUAUCCCAAUUGAUGAUCCUGAUGUGCUGAAGAUUACAGAGAGCAAAGGAGUCUGCAUUUUGAGGCCAGAUUCAGCACUUGGACUUGCAAGUUGUGGUGGUUCUGAUGAUUCAGGUGCUGUGGCAGCAAUCUGGAUGCCAAUGCUUUGUGUUUCAAACUUUAAAGGGGGAACACCAGAAUCGGUUGAUACUUGUUACACUAUCCUUGUUUUGGUUCUUCCAAGUGCAGGUUCUAGGGUUUGGAGCAUUGAGGAAAUGGAAAUAGUGGAAGUGGUUGCUCAUCAGGUAGCUGUAGCUCUUUCCCAUGCUGCAGUUCUUGAAGAAUCUCAGCUAAUGAGGGAGAAACUAGGUGAGCAGAAUCGUGCAUUACAACAGGCUAAAGAGAAUGCAAUGAUGGCAAGCCAGGCAAGAACUUCCUUUCAGAAGGUGAUGAGUCGUGGGAUGAGAAGACCAAUGUACUCUAUUUUGGGCCUGCUUUCAAUGUUUCACAAUGACAAUAUGAGCUUUGAGCAGAAGAGUAUUGUUGAAACCUUGGUUAAAACCAGCAACGUUCUCUCAACUUUGAUUAACGAUGUGGUGGAUAUUUCAGAUAAAGAUGAUGGAAGGUUCCCAUUAGAGAUGAGGCCUUUUCGGCUGCAUUCCAUGCUGAAGGAAGCUUCUUGUCUUUUUAGGUGUUUGUCUCUUUAUAAAGGCUUUGGCUUUGGGCUAGAUGUUCAGAGCUCCUUGCCUGAUCAGGUUAUAGGUGAUGAGAAACGAACUUUUCAAGUGAUUCUGCAUAUGGUAGGGUAUCUAUUCAGCAUCUAUGAGGGAAGGGGAACUGUUAUUUUUCAUGUGUUCUCAGUGAGUGGUAAUGAGGACAAGAAAGAGAAGAUGUUGGUAAUGAGGAGACCAAGCAUACCAGACAACUGUGUUAAUAUAAAGUUCGAAGUCGAGAUUAAAGAAGUUAAUUCUCAAUCAGAUGGAUCACACUCUACCAAACUUUUGCCUGGCUGGGGGCAGAACAGUAAUGAAAUUAAGGAGGGCCCGGGCUUCAACAUGUGCAAAAAGCUUGUGAAUAUGAUGCAAGGUAAUAUAUGGAUGUCAUCAAAUCCACAGGGUCUUGCACGGAUGACACUAGUUCUCAGGUUUCAAAUCCAGCCAUCAUUUGUAAGAUCCGUAAUUGCCCAAGGAAAUUCCUUAGAGCAAUCAGAUUCCUAUCCUCAGUUCAAAGGCCUUCGGCUAGUUCUUGUUGAUGACGAUGAUGUAAACAGGACAGUGACCAAGAAGCUACUUGAGAAGCUAGGUUGUGAAGUAAUUGCUGUUUCUUCAGGGUUUGAAUGCCUUAGUGCACUUACUGUGUCUGGAAAUUCUUUUAGAAUUGUUGUUUUGGACCUUCACAUGCCCGAAAUGGAUGGAUUCGAAGUAGCCAUGAGAAUCCGGAAGUUUCGAAGCCGUAAUGGGCCAUUGAUUGUAGCCCUGACCGCAAGUAGCGAGGACAAUGUAUGGGAGAGAUGCUUGCAAGCAGGAAUGAAUGGAUUGAUUCGAAAACCUGUCCUCUUACGCGGGAUGGCAGAGGAACUUAGAAGAGUUCUACAAGAAGCAGGUGAACGGGUGUAAAGAGGAAGAUUAAAAAUUUUCUUCCUUUCGAUAACUCUAGAUGUAUUCGAGGGUCUUCAAUCAACGUGCCUACAAAGCCUCAACGUAUGGAUGUUAAACUUGGCAUUCACAUCUGUUAUACAAAAUUGUACCUAUUAAAUUUUGCUAACCAUCGGCUUCAAUAGGCAGCAUUUUUAGAACUACUUAGAAUGGAUAAUACCAUGAUGUAAAAAAACUCACAUGCUCAAUUGAUAGUAAGAAACUUUAAUAAAAAUUUCACAG